CUUCUUUUAUUGGUUUAUUUGUUGCUUCUGUUUCUCUCGUUGGGUUUACUUAGUUCCUCCACUCAACCCACUCAAUCCACGACACUCUUUUUUUCUUCUUUUUUCUCCGUCGUGGAUUUGUGUCGCCUCAGUCAACCCACAGCCAGCCAGACAGACAGAAGAACAGCAGAGAACGACAGAUAGACAAGUGUCUUCUUCCUCUCCUCGUCUCUUCUCCUGUAUCUUUCUCUCUCUCUCUCUCUCUCUCUCUCUCUCUCCCUCGCCUAUUUCAUCGAAAAUGUCCGUCUCGUCUCCCACUCCCAAGCUGGACCGCUACAUUGUCAUCCACGUCGCGACCACCUGCGACGAGCAUGGUGUCUACGUCACAAAGGACUCUGCAGAGGUGAUUGAAUUGGGGUGGAUGCUGUUGGACACCAAGACCUGCGAUGAGCUGCACCGCGAAUCCGUCCUCGUCAAGCCCGUCAACACGCCCAUUACUCCCCUCUGCACGAGCUUGACCACUCUGACUUGGGAGCAUGUCCGCUCGGCAGGUACUUUCCGCGAUGCCAUCAACCGUUUCGACGCUUUUGCCCAGGAACACCUCAUCAGCAAGAACCUCGAGUUUGCUUUCGUCACCCUCGACUCUUGGGAUCUCCGUGUCCAGUUGCCCCGCGAGGCCCGCGAUAAGGCUGUCGUCCUGCCUCCCUACCUCCAGCACUCGCGCACCUUUGACCUCCGUACCGAGUACCAGAGAUGGCAGACCCAUCACCCCGAGUCGUUGCCUUUUGGCCCCAGCUCGCUCGCCAACAUCUGCGCCGCCCUCGAGGUUGAACCCGUCCAGUCCUCCGCUCCGAUCAAACACAACCUGCCUUUCCACCUGCAGGCUCUGGCCCCCGCUUCCCCCCGCCGCGCCAUGGAGGAGUCCAUCACCCUCGCCCGUGUCCUCCGCGGUCUGAUCCGCAAGUCUCAACCCCCGCAUGAGCACCCCGAGAUCCUUACCCGUCCUAUGGAUGCCCGGGCCGAUGUCCGUGCUUUCCUGGCUGAGCGCAGCAAGGUCUUGCACCUCAGCGGUCUGCCCCACGAUACUACUCAGUCGGAGUUGGAGAGCUGGUUCACUCAGUUUGGUGGUCGUCCCAUUGCCUUCUGGACUCUGCGGACGCCUGAUCAGCACAAGCCCACCGGUACCGGAUUUGCCGUCUUUUCGUCUCAUGAGGAGGCCGCUGAAAGCCUCUGCAUGAAUGGUCGUGCUCUCAACGAAAAGGCCAUCGAGGUCUCCCCCUCCUCCAGCCGUGUUCUGGACCGUGCCGCCGAGAUCCUGACACCCUUCCCUCCGUCGAAGAACCGUCCUCGUCCCGGUGACUGGACCUGCCCGUCUUGUGGUUUCUCCAACUUCCAGCGUCGUACCGCCUGUUUCCGCUGCUCGUUCCCCGCAAUGGCCGCUGCUCCCGACCCGGUUGGAUACGGUGCCUACGGCUACGGCCCUCCAUCGAUGAUGCCUCCCCACAUGCACGGUGGUGGCGGUAGCGGUGGUGGUGGUAGCGGUGGUGGUGGUCACGGAAUGGGUCACGGCGGCCGUAUGGGCGGCAACGGUGGUGUCGUUCCCUUCCGUGCUGGUGACUGGAAGUGUGGCUCUGAGGGCUGUGGCUACCACAACUUCGCCAAGAACAUCAACUGUCUGCGUUGCGGUGCCCCGCGUUCGGGUGCUGCCGUGGUCGCUGACUCGGCCUUCCCGUCUCCGAUGGAUCCUCCUUCUGGCUUCGGUAUGGGUCCUAACUCGAUGACCAGCACUCCGGCCCCUGCGCCUUUCGCUUCUGCGGCGGGUGCAUUUGGUGGCUUUAACCAGCAGUUCGGUGCCCCCCCCAGCAACUACGCCUUGCCCUCCGGUCUGGGCAGCGGCCCUGGCGCCGCCUACCCUCCCAUGGGCCAGAUGAGCGCUGGUUACGGCUCUGCCAACUCUCACUCCACCGCUUCGUUCGCCAACCCCGCCGCUCAAGCUGCUUUCACGAGCGCUGACCACAGUGCUCCCAUCAGCGCCUCCAACGGUGCUUUCUACGGCAAUGAUGGCAGUGACCCGUUCGCCUUCCUCUCCACCGGUCUCGGUGGUCUGACCGUCGCGGACGAUGCCCACACUCGCCGGAACGGUGCGGGUGCUAACAAGUCUCCUGCUUAAACGUUUGAUACCGGGAUGAUGCGGUAAUGAGAACCAUAUCUAUUCUUCCUUUCUUGUCUUUCGGUCAUGUUGGUUUAUGUCAAUACGGAUGGAUUGGAAUUGUUGUCGAUAUAUGUUGAUGGUUGAUACUACGCUAUUUGUAUAAGGAAAUUUUGCCGUUCUGGUGCAUUUCGGUUGGGAGGAGCAGGCUGGUAGCGUGUCGUCGUUUCUGGGUCUUUUAUUUUAUGUUUGAUUUCAAAUUUGGGCAUGUUUUACUAUUUCCAGCGAACUGUUUUGAGGGCCUAAGGGUAGACCCUCCUGGGAACAGCAACAAAAGGCAAGGGCAAAGGGGGUGUGGGCUGGCAAAGGCGCUUUCGACAUCAAUUCUUUGAUUGGGUUUUUAUGUCUUUCAUCGCCCUGUCUUGUUUGAAUUCGGAGGGUAGGGUUUGUUCGGUGAUGGAGUUUCUUUUCUUUUCUUUUCUUUUUUUUUCCUUUUUUUUUUUUUUUUUAUUUCU
Messenger RNA from Aspergillus glaucus CBS 516.65, 2643 nucleotides. RefSeq names its product putative RNA binding protein (Arp). The transcript is spliced from 4 exons. Gene Ontology annotation, molecular function: 3'-5'-RNA exonuclease activity; RNA binding. The coding region runs from base 278 to 2149 and encodes 623 amino acids. The record is from RefSeq and is a predicted model, not a curated record. Lineage: Eukaryota; Fungi; Ascomycota; Eurotiomycetes; Eurotiales; Aspergillaceae.